AGUGACGUCACGUCCGCCCUUCUUCCGUGUAGCGGCUGUAGUCAGAAAAACAUCCUGCAGGGCAGAUUAUCCUGGGAUGUUGUCAGCCCCUGAUCUGCCCUGAAUCUGCAGGGGCCGGGAGCAGCAUUAUUCAGGAAUAUGGAAACUUCCAAAUCCUCCACCAUGCAAGUGAGCUUUGUAUGUCAGCGAUGCAGCCAGCCAUUGAAGCUAGACACCUCCUUCAAGAUCCUGGAUAAAGUCACCAUGCAGGAGCUGACAGCUCCACUGGUGUCCGCAGCCGCAGUGAAGCCGGGGGACACGCAGGAAGAGGAUCUAAGCACUGAGGAACCAUUUGUAGAAAACCGGCCGGAUGGAGUUUCUAGAAGAUUGAUCCCACCUGCCAGGAUGAUGUCCACAGAGAGUGCAAACAGCUUUACCCUGAUAGGAGAAGCAUCUGAUGGAGGCACAAUGGAGAAUCUAAGUAGGAGACUCAAGGUGACGGGAGAUCUGUUUGACAUCAUGUCAGGUCAGACAGAUGUGGACCAUCCUCUUUGUGAGGAGUGCACGGACACCCUCCUGGAUCAGCUCGACACCCAGUUGAACAUCACGGAGAAUGAGUGCCAGAACUACAAACGUUGCCUUGAAAUCCUUGAGAAAAUGAACGAAGAUGACAAAGAGAAACUGGAAGCCAAGCUGAAGGAGCUAGCAGAAGAUGAAGAAAGGCUGAUUCAGGAGCUAGAGGAAGUUGAGAGAAACCGAGAGCAGGUGGUUCAAGAUAUUGAAAAAGUGAGACAAGAGGCAGAGAGACUAGAGCAGGAGGAGGUCCAGUACCAAAAAGAGUACAGCGAGUUCAAGCGCCAGCAGUUGGAGCUGGAUGAUGAACUGAAGAGUGUGGACAAUCAGAUGAGAUAUGCUCAGCUUCAGCUUGACAAACUUAGGAAGACCAACGUCUUUAAUGCCACCUUCCACAUAUGGCAUAGUGGACAAUUUGGCACCAUCAACAAUUUCCGUCUUGGUCGACUACCCAGUGUUCCUGUGGAGUGGAAUGAGAUAAACGCAGCUUGGGGUCAAACCGUUUUACUCCUCCAUGCCUUGGCUAACAAGAUGGGGCUGGAGUUCCAGAGAUAUCGUUUGGUGCCAUUUGGGAAUCAUUCUUAUUUGGAGUCCCUCACAGACAAGUCUAAGGAGCUUCCACUCUACUGCUCAGGAGGCCUGAGGUUCUUCUGGGAUAACAAGUUUGACCAUGCCAUGGUGGCUUUCCUGGAUUGUGUGCAACAGUUUAAGGAAGAAGUGGAGAAAGGGGACACUGGAUUUUGUCUACCCUACAGGAUGGAUGUUGAGAAGGGUAAAAUUGAAGACACUGGGGGAAAUGGUGGCUCAUACUCUAUCAAGACACAGUUCAAUUCAGAGGAACAGUGGACCAAGGCCCUAAAAUUCAUGCUGACCAAUCUGAAGUGGGGGCUGGCUUGGGUCUCCUCCCAGUUCUACAAUAAGUGAUAUCAGGGGAUUGAAUUCACAGCUAACAUUUCACUGAUGGGUGGCAUCAUCCACCCUAAGGAACACUGCUCUUGUAAUGCCGCUAUUUAUAUAACCCUUUCACUGCCUGAGGCUGGCUCCUUUGGCACUAGGAGACGCAAAUCAGAUUUGAUUUGCCUCAGAUGCAGCGUUAACUUGACAUGGCGGCCAUUUUGCGUCAACAGAGAAGUAUUCUUGCACCAUAGGAAUGGCGGUGGCCUGGAAAUUUUAUUUGGAUAAUCCAAACAAUGCUAUAGACAUAUAUAUAUAUAAUGCCUUUCAAGACAUUUAGAAAUUAUAUAGAAAUGGAAGGGUAUAUAUUGCUACUUUUAGUUAUGAAGAGACCUGUAUAGGAACAUUAUGUGAUUCUCUGUCAGACUGCAGGGGAUGGAGCAGAUCCACUCAAUGUCCUGUAUGUUCGCACCCCAAGCAAUAGGAGUCAGUUCACCGAAAUAGUGGACUUAUAAUGAGUAGUUGUUUGAAAAAUAUAACAAAGGUUAAAAAAACAUUUGUAAUGUAUAUUUCCAGCAUCUGUGCACUGAGAAAAUAAAACACUGAAAUAAAGACUAUUUUAUAAUCUUCACCAUUA
Bufo bufo (common toad) is the source of this 2083-nucleotide messenger RNA. It is a transcript of the gene BECN1, whose product is annotated as beclin 1. Gene Ontology annotation, cellular component: phagophore assembly site; phosphatidylinositol 3-kinase complex, class III, type I; phosphatidylinositol 3-kinase complex, class III, type II. The record is from RefSeq and is a predicted model, not a curated record. The coding region runs from base 139 to 1476 and encodes 445 amino acids. Lineage: Eukaryota; Metazoa; Chordata; Amphibia; Anura; Bufonidae. Gene Ontology annotation, biological process: autophagosome assembly; autophagy; cellular response to nitrogen starvation. The transcript has 12 exons.